Messenger RNA from Zygotorulaspora mrakii, 4434 nucleotides. It is a transcript of the gene CHD1, whose product is annotated as chromatin-remodeling ATPase CHD1. Gene Ontology annotation, cellular component: nucleus; chromatin. The transcript has a single exon. Lineage: Eukaryota; Fungi; Ascomycota; Saccharomycetes; Saccharomycetales; Saccharomycetaceae. Gene Ontology annotation, biological process: nucleosome organization; regulation of transcription by RNA polymerase II. Gene Ontology annotation, molecular function: ATP-dependent chromatin remodeler activity; ATP hydrolysis activity; chromatin binding. The record is from RefSeq and is a predicted model, not a curated record. The coding region runs from base 1 to 4434 and encodes 1477 amino acids.
AUGGGAAUGAAAGAUGUUACCUCAGAGAUUCUGGAAAAUCCAGAAUUGUAUGGAUUGAGAAGAUCACAUAGAGCCCCCCCAAAGAGUUAUUUCAGUGACGACGACGAUGAAGAUAGCAUAAAGGCAUCCGGAAGGAGAAGAACGAAAUAUAAUGAAGACGCUGCCGAUGAUUCCGACGCUGAGGUUGAUGAUGAAGGCGAUGACGAGGACCAAGAGGGUUCCGACGAGGACGCUGACAUAGACGAUGAUGACGUUGACUAUUACACGUCUAGCCAGAAACCAAAAACAGCACGUACAUAUAAAAAAAAAGCCUCAUUAAAGAAAAAGAUAAAGGAAGCUAACGUUGUCAUACCAACAAGGUUCUCCUCACGAAAUAACAAGUCAGUAAACUAUAAUACUGACUACUCAGAUGAUGACCUUUUAGAAUCGGGAGAUGAAUUGGACGACGAGGAUGAAGAUAUGGAUUCUGAAGAAGCGGAAGAGGGCCAGUACGAGGAAUCUGCAACACCCCAGCCGGGAGAAGACCAUGGUAUUGAUCUUAUAGUGACGCACAGAUUAAAGGAAGGUAUCGAUAAAUCUACUGAGAAAAUUGUUCCUACUUUAGAACAAUGUAAAUCCAACUACGAAUAUUUGAUUAAGUGGAGCGAUCGCUCUCACCUACAUAAUACUUGGGAAACCUUUGCAUCACUUGAUCAAGUUCGUGGUAUUAAAAGACUCGAAAAUUAUUGUAAGUCAUUUCUCAUACAAGAUCUUCAAUUUAGACUGGAUCCUUAUGUGAUGAUUGAGGAUCUAGAAGCAAUGGACAUGGACCAAGAAAGAAGGUUGGAUGAGUUCAAAGAGUUUCAAGAACCGGACAGAAUUAUAGAUAGCAAGCGUGAGUUAACAAGUGAUGGAACAUCACAGUUGCAAUACCUUGUAAAAUGGCGUCGUUUAAAUUAUGAUGAAGCCACAUGGGAAAAUGCAACAGAGAUUGUAGAGUUAGCUCCCGAACAGGUUAAGCAUUUCCAAGGGAGAGCUAACUCGAAAAUUUUACCGCAAUUCUCUAGCAACUAUACCGCUCAGAGGCCACAGUUCGAAAAACUCAGCGUGCAGCCACCAUUCAUCAAAGGAGGUGAACUUAGAGAUUUUCAAUUGACAGGUAUUAAUUGGAUGGCAUUUUUAUGGUCAAAGAAUGAUAAUGGUAUUUUGGCAGAUGAAAUGGGAUUGGGAAAAACUGUUCAGACCGUUUCCUUUAUAAGUUGGCUAGUAUAUGCUCGUCGACAAAACGGCCCACAUCUAGUCGUCGUUCCCUUAUCUACAAUGCCUGCCUGGCAGGAGACUUUUGAUAAAUGGGCGCCUGAUCUGAACUGUAUCUGUUAUAUGGGUAACCAAAAAUCUAGAGACGCUAUUAGAGAAAACGAAUUCUAUACAAAUCCUAAUGCUAAAGGCAAAAAGAAUGUCAAAUUUAAUGUUCUGAUGACAACUUAUGAGUACAUUUUGAAGGAUCGUAUGGAGCUAGGCAGCAUAAAGUGGCAGUUUUUGGCAGUCGAUGAGGCCCAUAGAUUAAAAAAUGCUGAAUCCUCACUUUAUGAAUCGUUAAAUAGCUUGAAAGUUUCGAAUCGUCUUCUAAUCACAGGCACGCCUUUACAAAAUAAUAUCAAAGAGCUGGCUGCCUUGGUGAAUUUUCUAAUGCCUGGCAGAUUUACCAUUGAUCAGGAAAUCGACUUCGAAAACCAAGAUGACAAACAAGAAGAGUACAUUCGCGAUCUUCAUCUAAGGUUGCAACCUUUUAUCUUACGUCGUUUAAAGAAAGACGUAGAGAAGUCCUUGCCAGGAAAAACAGAGCGGAUACUUCGUGUAGAACUCUCUGAUGUGCAGACAGAAUAUUAUAAAAAUAUUCUCACGAAAAACUAUAGCGCUCUUACUGCAGGAGCCAAGGGAGGGCAUUUCUCUCUCUUAAACAUUAUGAGUGAGUUGAAGAAAGCCUCGAAUCAUCCAUAUCUAUUUGAUAACGCAGAAGAAAGGGUGUUGGAAAAGUUUGGCGAUGGAAGUAAAUCUCGUGAGAACAUAUUGAGAGGUAUGAUUAUGUCAUCCGGUAAAAUGGUUCUUUUAGAUAAACUAUUGACACGUUUGAAAAAAGAUGGUCAUCGUGUGCUGAUUUUUUCUCAAAUGGUUAGAAUUUUGGAUAUCUUGGGUGAUUACCUCGCAAUCAAAGGCAUCGCUUUUCAAAGAUUAGAUGGUACAGUGCCCUCUUCUCAAAGAAGGAUAUCUAUUGAGCAUUUUAAUGCACCAGACUCAAAUGAUUUCGCUUUUUUAUUAUCUACUAGAGCAGGUGGUUUAGGUAUUAAUUUGAUGACUGCGGAUACGGUUAUCAUUUUUGAUUCGGAUUGGAAUCCUCAAGCAGAUCUUCAGGCAAUGGCUCGAGCACAUCGUAUUGGACAGAAAAAUCACGUCAUGGUCUAUAGGCUUGUGUCAAAAGAUACAGUCGAGGAAGAAGUUUUAGAGAGAGCACGUAAAAAGAUGAUUUUGGAAUAUGCUAUCAUCUCUCUUGGUGUUACUGAUGGAAAAAAGUAUACAAAAAAGAAUGAGCCUUCUUCAGGAGAACUUUCAGAAAUUCUGAAAUUUGGUGCAGGCAAUAUGUUUGCUGCCAAAGAUAAUCAAAAAAAACUAGAGGACUUGAAUUUAGAUGAUGUUCUCGACCAUGCUGAAGAUCAUGUUACAACACCUGAGCUAGGGGAAUCACAUCUAGGCGGGGAAGAAUUUUUGAGGCAAUUUGAGGUGACAGAUUACAAAGCGGACGUUGAUUGGGAUGAUAUUAUUCCUGAAGAUGAGUUGAAAAAGAUACAGGAUGAAGAUCAGAAGCGCAAAGAUGAAGAAUAUGUUCAGGAACAACUUCAACUAAUGAAUAGGAGAAACAAUGCCUUGAAAAAGAUUACAAACAGCAUAAAAGGUGAAGGGGAAGAGUUAGAUGAUGAUGAUGAUGAUGACACAAAAUCUUCACGUAAACGUGCGAAGGCAAACAACAUGGACGUGCUUGAUGAAAGGGAAAUUCGUGCAUUGUACAAGACAAUUUUGAAGUAUGGGGUAUUAACUAACAUGUUCGAGGCAAUGAUCGCUGAUGGAACUUUGCCCGUAAAAUCAAUAGAAAAGUACGAGGAGGUUUACAAUGAUAUAUUAGCAAUUGCUAAAGAGCAUUUACAAAGAGAAGAGAGCAAAAGAAUCAAACUUUUAGCAAGCCUCGAGAAAAAAGCUAAGGAAUACAGGCAAAAACUAAACAGCAAUCAAAUAAAGGCGGAGGAUCAACCAAAAGAUAAUCCAUUGAGCCGACUCGCAGCAAAGAGAAAAGAAAAAAGAGCCGUUUUAUUUGAAUAUGAUAAAGUCCGAAACUUGAAUGCUGAAUCUCUUUUGAAUAGAAUUGAAGACAUGAAACUUCUGAAAACAGUAAUUGAUAAUAACUACAAAAGCGAUCCGUUGAAAUUUAAAUUCAAGAGACCACCUAAACCUGCUCAAAAUUGGAAUUGUGAUUGGAAUCAAAAUGAUGAUGAAAAAUUGAUGGCCGGUAUUUACAAGUAUGGACAUGGAUCAUGGACCCAGAUAAGAGACGAUCCAUUCCUCGGUUUAACUGAUAAGAUUUUUUUAAAUGAAGCGCAGCCAGUGGCAAAAGAAAACAAGGAACCCGAUGAUUCGCACCCUAACGAUGGCAAUCCACCGGACAAGAGGGGAAAGGGUAUCACAGGCUCAUCCAAGAAAGUUCCUGGCGCCAUUCAUUUGGGCAGAAGAUUCGAUUACCUCGUUUCUUUACUGCGAGAUGAAGUAAAUGGGGUUAAUACAGCCACCCCAAGUGGUGCAUCCACACCUGUAAACGAUGUCUCUCACGAAAAACUGCCGAUUAAGAAAAGACCAAGAAAAGCUGGCACUUCAACUAACAGCAGAGCCUCCACCCCAGAUUCUUCCUCCUAUAAGUCUGACCACAGCUCUAAAAGACUAAAGCCGUUGCCUAAGGGUCCAGCUGCGAUGACACACAACAGAACUAACACCAGUGCUUCUUCCAAUGGAACCGCCAAGUCAGUUAAAAACUCAUCAGCGAAGUCUUCUGGGACGGACACGCCCCCACCAGUACCGACCCAGGCUCCUCACGAAAAGGAAUACGAAAGUAUGGAUGAGGAGGAAUGCAUGAACAUUAUGGGCGACAUAAGGUCAUCGUUAAUAAGGCUAAGGCGUGGAGGCAAGGGUCUCGACCGCAAAGAGUGGGCCGGCAUCCUAAAGAAAGAGCUAACUGCAGUAGGCAGUCACAUCGAAAAGCAAAUGGACUCUUCCCGGAAGCAUACUCCCGUGAAAUUCAAGAAGCACCUAUGGUCUUACAGUUCGAAUUUUUGGCCUGCAAGUGUCAAGAGCCAAAAAUUAAUGGCUAUGUACGACAAAAUUACGGCGAAACCAGAUCAGGCGAAAUCAUAA